Molecule: messenger RNA, 876 nt
Organism: Temnothorax curvispinosus
Lineage: Eukaryota; Metazoa; Arthropoda; Insecta; Hymenoptera; Formicidae
Product: pro-resilin-like
Exons: 4
Coding region: 1-876 (291 amino acids)
Cellular component (GO): extracellular matrix
Source: RefSeq, a predicted model, not a curated record
AUGACACUUAGCGGAAAUAGUGGAGGACCGUCGAGCAGCUAUGGAACCCCGAAUGAAAGUGGAUUCGGUGGACGAUCAACCAGUCAGCCUAAUAGGGGUGGAAAUAGUAACAACGGCUAUCCAUCCGGAGGCUCAAACGGAGGAAGUUUCGGUGGGGCUAACGGCUAUCCAUCUGGAGGUCCAAAUGGAAAUGCAGGGAAUUUCGGGCACGGGGAUGGAAGUUUUGGAGGAGGAGGAGGAGGAGGAGGAGGAGGAGGAAGGGGAAAUGGCGAGGGUUACAACGAUAACGCGCAAGAGGAAAGUACGGAGCCGGCAAAAUACGAGUUUUCCUAUAAAGUGAAGGAUCAGCAAACCGGCAGCGAUUACAGUCACACGGAGACUAGAGACGGUGACCGAGCUCAAGGCGAGUUCAACGUUUUGCUUCCAGACGGUAGGAAACAGAUUGUCGAGUAUGAGGCUGAUCAGGAUGGAUUUAAACCGCAAAUUAGAUACGAGGGCGAAGCGAAUGCCGGCGAAGGAUACGGCUCCGGCGGGUCGAAUGAUAACAACGACGGUUAUUCUUCUGGUCGACCAGGUAGCAAGAGCGGCGGUUUCACGAAUAACUCAGGAUUUAAUGGAGGCGGUAGUAACGGUGGUUAUCCAAGUGGUGGCCCCGGCGAGGGAAAGCUCGGCGGAUUUAAUAGCGGAGGCGGCAACGGUUAUCAGUCGGGAAGACCAGCAGGACAAUCGUUUGGCCGAGAUAACGAUGGUGGUUUGAGCGGCGGUGAUAGCGGCGGCUACUUUUCCAAUCCUCCUAGCAAUAACAUCGGUGGCAGUGACAAUGCGAAUGUCGGAAGCAACAGACAAAACGGCGGUAAUAAUGGAUAUCAAUAUUAA